This is a messenger RNA of Monodelphis domestica (gray short-tailed opossum), 7869 nucleotides long. Lineage: Eukaryota; Metazoa; Chordata; Mammalia; Didelphimorphia; Didelphidae. The record is from RefSeq and is a predicted model, not a curated record.
UUGUGUCCUUCUAAAGUCUUUUGUUUAGCUAAGUGUAAGUUUAAGCCUGAAAGUAAUUUCAGCUUUCUCAGGACCCCAGUGCAUUCCUUGCAUUCAUCCACAUUUGGCACACUGAUUGGUCCAUCAAUUAAUCUGUUGAACUUUUGCAAAUUCUCCAGAUAUGGAAUAUCUGUAAAAAAAAAAUGUAAAUAAAUGUUAAACACAAAAACUUGGCUUCUCUUUGAGGUUUAUACCAGUCCAGCCUGAGUUGGCUAUGAGAUGAAUGUCUUUUUGGGGAGUGAAAACAACUUAAAAAACAUUCUUCAUAUAUUCUGUUUUUCCAAUUUAUUUUGGGGUUAUGCAUAAUUAAUAAGCACUAUUAAGCACUUUACAUCUGCUGGUCUUCUCAUAUUCUUUUGUCUGUCCUUUUUCAAACCCAUUUUUAAACUCUUCUUUCUCAGCAUGUAGCAUACCAGGCAUGUUAGCAUCUGGGAAGUAAGGUUGAUGUAUUGAUAUUGUAUCAUAUAUGUUCAUUUACCAGAUACAUGGUCAGAUCAGUUAAUGAUGUAUAGAAGUUACAGUCCAAAGGGCAAGAGAAUUCCUGAGCCACCACAGAAGCCUAGCUCACACCUUGUCAGACCACAUUCCUUUGAAAGGCGCAUGUUAGGUUAAUCUCCACCUCUUUGAUCUUGUCAUUGUCAAUUCAACCAAUAUUAAGACCUAUGCCAUGUUAUGUAUUCAUUGAUCACCUCCCAAUCCACAUUCCUAAAACCCCCAAUAAAUACUGGGGAAGAAGCGUGAAAGAGAAGCGGGAAUCUCUCUCUUACUUCCCUGUAUCUUCAAAGUGCUCUAUCCUAUCUCUCGCUACUGAUCUCUCUUUCCUCCUGAUUCUGUCGCCCCCAUGCUUCCUAUUUAUGCUUGGACUCUCUUGUUCAUAGGAGGCAUUAAGGAGUUGUUACUCCCCACCUGUUUUCUCAUUCUUCAUGUUUCCCUUUAAUUAAUUAUCCAAGGGAAAUAUUAAGCAGUUUGCACCACUCCCCAUGUGUUUUAACUUCUUGUUUCUGAGUCUUUAUUAUUCAUCUAUUUCCUUAGUCUCCUCUCUCAUUCUCAGGUUAUUACCCACAGGUAAAAAUAUAUAGGGACUCCAGGCUGGUCCUUAUACAGCAGACCACUAGCACAGUCAGAAUAACUUGAGAAGCACCACCAAACAUAUCAGGGACAAAACUCUUGUCCCCAUCAGUUAGCACCUAGAAUGGUGAAGUACUUCUUUUCUGUUUCCAAGAAGGCAGGUCCACUUGUGCUAUGACACAUACAAAAUUUCUCUCUUUCGCUGUAGUUUUACUCAAUUGUUUUGGUCAAAUACAAUCAUUUUCUUUCAAUAACGUACCUUUCACAAUCUACUGCCCAAUGAAUUCUCCAUCAACGUGUUCUUUAUUAGGAAUAACUAGCAGUGAUAGGAGAGAUUAGAUAUUUCUUGUCCCUCCUCUAUUGAUUUUUCAGGUUCUCCAUCUGCUAGAGCCACUUCCUGGUUCUGCUUACUGGGGUCUUCGUGUUCUUGGCUUUUCUGAGAACAUCAUCGUCUCUCCAUUUUCUAUCACAGAUUCUGAAACUUCCACACUAGUAUCUGGAUUUAACUUUCACACAACACUGACUGUUCUUGGAAAGGUCACAUGGGUGCUUUGAGGCCAGCAGGCUCUCUCCUCACAUGCCUCCGUUUUCCUUAAGUCCUGGUAGUUCUUUACAAUCAUUUCUUGACCUUUUGGAGUCAAUGCUGCUCCAAGGCAGAAGAGUGGUAAGGGCUAGGCAAUGAGGGUUAAAUGACUUGCCCAGGGUCACACAGCUGGGAAGGGUCUGAGGCCAUAUUUGAACCUAGGACCUCCCAUCUCUAGGCCUGGCUCUCCAUCCACUGAGCCACCCAGCGGCCCCCUCUUUACCAAUGAAAAUUUGUGUAGAAAACCACUCCUUUCGGGAUCUAUCUGGAAUUCUUCCCGGAAUCGAUGCCCAACUCGGGGGCUCGCAGUAGGCAGAAUCUGUUCUUUUUCUGUCCGUCUGUCUCGGUCGCUCCAUUUUGCCUCAUGCCAAGAGCUCGCCCUUCCACUCCCCGGAGAUGGGAUUUCAGGAGGCCUGGCAUUCCUCCGGGCGGCAGGGGGCGCACUCCCGGCCUCGGGCGUUCGUCUCCGGGAGUCAUUCAUUUCCAGAGCAAAGCUCACCUUCCCUACGACGGGCUCCUUCUGGGACCUCCUCUCCUAGCCGCAAAAGCUCGGGUCUUAAGACCUUUAAGCGGCCCGGAGGAGGGAAAGAAGCCCGCCCCCCGGCGCCUCCGCAGGCCACGUGACAGGCAGUCACGGCCAGCCUUAGAAACGCCAUUUCCGGUUACUGGAUUCGCGGUCACUUCCUGUCCAUCGGGUCAUGCGUCACUUGUGCGCGUCUCUCGCGUCCCGUAGGCGCCUCUUGCUCCAGUCUUGGGCCGUCUGGGCUCCGUUUCGCCUUCCGCAGCCGGCACCAGACUGCGAAUCCUGCGUUCCGGGUCCCAGGCAGGGGUGAAUUGGCGCCGGAGCCCCGCCCCCCCAGACUCAGACCUGGCGCCUAGCCUGGGCUGCGGAACUCUUGGAGGGCGAGGGCUAGAAGCGCGCUUGCGCAAUUCGCUCCGCCUCCCGAAGGCUUGGCUCUUCCCCCGGGAGGAGACUGGCGGAGCUCAGCAUGGGCCCCGGGGUCCCGGCCGCCGGAACCUGCCAGGCGUCCGUGACCUUCAAGGACGUGGCCAUCGACUUCACCCCGGAAGAGUGGAGACGCCUGGACGCCUCCCAGAAGGAGCUGUACAGAGAGGUGAUGCUCGAGAACUACAGCAACCUGGUGUGCCUAGGACUCGCAGCCUCCAGACCAGCCCUGAUCUCCCGUCUGAAGCAAGGGAAAGCACCCUGGGCAGCCAAGAAGCACCUCCAGGCGGGCCUGUGGCCAGAUUGUGAGACUGAGAUUGAAACAAAGGUGUCAGCUAUAAAGCUGGAUAUUUCUUUAAACGAAUCAUCCUCAGAAGGAAUCACAAAGCAUUAUUCCUGUGUCACCAAGUUUGGAAGAGUUUGGCAAUGUUCUUCCAGUUUAGGGAAACAGCGGAACAAUAAGGAGGAAUAUGUUAAGCCAAUAAAAAUCUCUAGGAGCAAAAUUUCCAGUAACGUGAGAAGUCAUGAAUGUUACGAACAUGACAGAAGCUUAAGUCCAUCAUCCAUCCUUUUUCAACAAAGAGUUUCUCUGGGAGAGUGUUCCAAUCAAUGUGAUACUCAAAGAAACAUCUUCAGAGUGUGUUCAGACCCAAAUAUGUGUAAUAAAAUUGACUCAAAGAAGACACUUUGGAAACCUAAUAAUUGUGAGAAGUUUGUCACUCACAAUUCUGGCCUUAAUGAGUAUGAUAGAAUACAUGCUGGUGAGAAACUUUAUGAAUACAAGGAAUGUGAAGGAGCUUUAAACCAGAGUUCAUCCCUUGCUGUGCCUCAGACAAUUCAUACGACAGAGAAGAUUCACAAACAUAAUGACUAUAAGAACUUCCCCUGUAUUUCAGAAUUUGAUGAACGAGCAAUUGAUGAUGAAAAGAAAACCUAUCAAUAUAAUGAAUAUGGGAAAGCCUUCCAUCAGGAAACAGAACAUACACCAAGCCAGAGAGUUCAUUCUGAAGGGACAUUUUAUGAAUGUAUUGAAUGUGGGAAGGUCUUUGCUUGGAAUUCAAGACUUGCUUUACAUCGACGAAUUCACACGGGAGAAAAACCUCAUGAAUGUGGUGAAUGUGGAAAGGCCUUCAACCAGAGAAUACACCUUACUCAACAUCAGAAAAUUCAUACUGGAGAAAAACCUUAUGAAUGUAAUGAAUGUGGGAAGAAGUUCAACCAGAAAAUACACCUCAUUCUGCAUCAAAGAAUUCAUACGGGAGAGAAACCUUAUGAAUGUAAUGAAUGUGGAAAGGCCUUUCGCAGGGGAGAACAACUUACUCGACAUCUGGUAAUUCAUACUGGAGAGAAACCUUUUGAAUGUAAUGAAUGUGGAAAGGCCUUUUGCCAUAGGAUACAACUUUCUCAACAUCAAAGAAUUCAUACUGGAGAAAAACCAUUUGAAUGCAAUGAAUGUGGAAGAGACUUCAGCCGGAGCACAUACCUCACUGAACAUCAGAGAAUUCAUACUGGAGAAAGACCUUUUGAAUGCAGUGAAUGUCCUAAAGCCUUCCGUUGCAAAAGACUACUUACUCAGCAUCAAAGAAUUCAUACUAGAGAAAAACCUUAUGAAUGCAGUGAAUGUGGCAAGACCUUUUGUCAGAAAUCAGGACUUAAUCAACAUCAAAAAAUUCAUAUUGGAGAGAAAAAUCUUAUGAAUUUAAUAAACAUGGGAAGUUCUUAAGUCUGAAUAUCAGAAAUAUUGUUAGAGAAAAACCUUAUCAAUGCAAUAAUAUGCAUGCAAAUGAAUAUGGCCUUGCCAUAUUCUUUAUCUUUAUUCAACCAUACUGGAGGAAAACAUUAGAAAUGUAAUGAACAGGAGAGCUCAACUUAUUUUACAUCAGAGAAUUCAUACUGGAGAAGGAACUUACUAAGUUAUGGCUUAAGAAGAUGAAGUCAGAAGUCAGAUUAGAAAAUUUUAGAGUUGGAAGGGAUCUCAGCAGCCAUCUCAUCUGGCCUAUAUCUGAAAGGAUUCACCACUAUAACUAUAACGUACCUGAAGAGUGGUUGUAUAUUGAUAUUGUAUAGUGUUUUGAUAACUUCGAAUUACCGGGGGGAAUUCAUGACUUGUGGUUUACCAUUCUACUUUUGGACAGAUUUCUUUGUAAGAUGUCUCUUUACUGGCAUUAAGGCUAAAUUCUCAUCUUUACAAAAUUAGCCCAUUGCUUCUUAAUCAGUCCUUGUAGACCAGAACAAGUAAUCAACUAUCUACAUUAUAUCCUUCAAAUACUUUAUCUGAAGUGGCAAAUUAGCCCAGAACCUUCUCCAGGAUAAAUACCCUAAGGUUUUUUAAUCUUUCUUUAUAUAACAUUGGUUAAAGGCUCUUUACUCUUGUAAUUUUAUCUCCUCUAGAGGCUAUCUUAAUAUCCUUCUGAAGCUAUGGCACUGAGAUCCAAACUGAGUCUUCCACGUAUGGUUCAACUAGGACUUGAGAACAGAACUAUUAGUUUUUUAUUACUCUGAAAUAUUACUCUUAAUAUGACACAAAAUAUGAUUUUGAAACUUCUAAAUCGCACUACUGACUCAUUUUGAGUUUAUAGUCUAUUCCUAUUCCCAGACCUUUUUUUCAUAAACUGCUAUUCAGCCAUGCCAUCUCCAUUUUGCUUUUGAGGAAAAAUCUUGAAUUUAAGCAAAGCCUUUACAUUUAUGUCAGUUUAAUUCCACAUUAGUAGAUUUUGCCCAGUUUUCUACACUUAAAAGACAUUUUUGAAUCUUGGCAUUGCUGUUCCCAUGUCUUGGGUCUCCCUCCUUGCUUUCUUUAACUUAAAGAUUUGAUGAGACAUUUCAUUCAUCAAAUCUGUUCAUUGAAAAUUUAGCAAUGCCAACUUCAAAAGUAAAAUAUUACUCUCAAUUUUAAUAUUCAAAUUAUGUACUACAAAUGAUUUCAUUCAAAUUUAAUAGGCCUUUGCAUUUCAAAACUUAUUGAUUGAAACAAAAUAUCCUACAUGUAAAUGUUAGUAAACUAAUAAAGCAUUAGAAAAUACUGAAACUUUUAUGACUUGACAACAUUCAUCCUGUUCUCUUAAAACUACUGUUUGAAUUUUUGUGAUUCCAAAUAUCUAUUUCACUCUGGAAGUCCUUGAAGCUAUAUAAUACUGUUGUGAUCUCUGCAUAUAUCUUUGGCUUUUUUUCUCUUUCCAUUUGAUUCUUAAUUCUGUUCUGUAGGGUGUUGUUUUUGUUUUUGUUUUGCAAAUAUUUCCACAAGACCUAAGAUUAAGAUGACCAUUUGAAAGAUAGUAGAGGAGCCCAGUUCUCCCACAUAUGCUGCAGCAGUGAUUUUAAAAUGGCACCAGAUGCAAUGAUUGAUAAAAUCAAAGAGAAAUAGCAGCAACAUCCUCCUUGGCUCAGCCUGUACUAAAAUGUGGCCAAAAGACUAGGAGUGAUGAGAGAAAUUCACCAGGAAGCCAACAUGAUCUUAUAUACCAGUGCCUGAAGCCUAUGGAUACUCUACAUGGACCCAUCAGAGGAAAAGUCAGUUUAAGAACUUCUAGUUCUAAAAGGUCUCAAGCCAGCAGUAAUCAGCCCUACAUAUCAAAACAGAAUCAAUGGAGAGAAACAGAUACCAGAUAUUACUACACUGGAAAACUGGCUUGCCUUGCUGUCCCUCAAAGCACUGGAAGUGAAAGAUAAGAACAAUUCAGACAAGUGCUUUGAAAUGAGUUUAGCUUAGAACAACAACAAAAAAACAAGUUGUAGGUUCUCUACAAAGUGUAAUGGAGGAAGUAGAUCUUAAUUCACAAGAUGGCAAGAUAUAUUAGAACAACAUUUCAAGACUGGGAGGGAAAAUAAACGUGUUGAGUAUCUACUAUCAGAGAUAACUGACUUGGAAAAUAGGUUAAGAAGAAAGACUUUAAGAAUCAUCCAAUAUUCUGAAGACCAAACAAAAAUCCUGAAAACUAUUUCAAGAAGACUGCCCAGAUCUGUGUAUCAGAGGGAAGCAUCAGAUUAAACUAAGCUGCCAUUAAAUAACGAGCUAUGAUGUUCCUAAAGAUACAAAUUUACAAUUAUGGUAACUAUCCUGAAAAACUUACAUUGUUCUAUAAGAGAAGACAUCAAACAUUAAUAGAAUAGAAGGUAUCUGAAAUCAAGAUAAGCCAAGUAAGAUAAAUGUGCUUGAAAACUGAAGUUCCAAAACGGUGAUGAAAUGCUUACAAUCAGAUAGAGAGAAGGACCUUUCAGGAUCUUGAAGCCUUCUAGGGCUACAGAUAAAGGUCCCUUUGCGAUUUGUAUUGUUCUAUUUUGUUGUUUUGACAGUUUUAAGAGAUGAAGGAAAGAAAUAUACUAUAAGAGAAAUAAGGAAGAAGGGGAAACUAGUAGUUUGUUUAAAUGAGAUUACAGAAGAAGAUAGAAACAGGGUAGAGGGAGGGUCAGACCCAAGUUUCAUCUGAACUGGAAAUGGUGUUGAGCCAGAAAAAUGUAAUUUUUCGUAGAAAUACAUAAAACUCAAGAAAGAAGCCAAGAAUAUAAGCCUUUUUCUUCAAAAAAUUCUUUAUUAGAAAGGGUGAUUGAGUUGGGUGGUGAGGAAGGUACAGGUGAAAGUUUAAGUGGUGUAAAAAUUUUUAAACAAUUUAAAUAACUAGAAUAAGGGAGAUCUUUUUAAAAAAUGGAAACAAAGCAAAUAAAUAGAUCAGUGGAACAGACUAGACAAGGAAGAAACAAAUAAUAGAACUUGGGCUAUAAAUAAAUCCAGAAAUCUAUUACCUAGGAAAGACCUCCCUAACUGCUGGGGACAUUAGGAAGUAUUCUGGCAGGAAUUAGACCAACAUUUUGUACUGUAUUUCAUAAUUUCAAAAUAUAUUCAUGAGCUGAAUAUUUAGGAUCAUAGAAGGAGGAGCAAUUCAUAUGCCUUUCGUAGCAAUGACCCAAAAUUGGAUUCCUAACCAAAAAAAGCACAGACAAUUAUUUACAUUAGAUCAUUUUGCUUACAUGAAUUUGAAAAGCUUUUGCAUAAAUAAAGUUAACAUCUUAAGGAUAAGAGACCUGUCAACUGAUUGGAAAUCUUUGUACCAUGUAUCUCUUGCUUGACAAAUGUUUGAUAUUCAAGAUAUCAGUAACAAAUACAUAGACCAAAAGCCAUUUCCAAUAGUUGUCAAAGACUAGAAAUAAUUCUUUUUAAAAAAAGACAUCGCUAGCUAUUAGCAGUCAUAGGAAAGAAUGUUCCAAAUCACUAAUAAUAAAGAUGCAAAUAAAACUA